This is a messenger RNA of Pocillopora damicornis (cauliflower coral), 1289 nucleotides long. Its product is annotated as octopamine receptor beta-2R-like. Gene Ontology annotation, molecular function: G protein-coupled receptor activity. Gene Ontology annotation, cellular component: plasma membrane. The record is from RefSeq and is a predicted model, not a curated record. Lineage: Eukaryota; Metazoa; Cnidaria; Anthozoa; Scleractinia; Pocilloporidae. Gene Ontology annotation, biological process: G protein-coupled receptor signaling pathway.
GGCUGGGCUCCGUAUAAACUUUCGUCGGAUAAAUUAUAUGCCUGGUUCCCUUACCAACUAUGAUUUGACUUUUUGUUUCCGAGAUUGAGUUGUUACGAACUUGGACUCUUUCCCAUUUGAUCGCAUUUUUUGUUCCCCUGAUCAAAAUCUGCUUCUGUUAAAAAGAAUCAAAUUAAACUUCCGGCAACAGACAACAAUAUAAUAUACCAACAAUGUAUUUUUAAAAUCCGAUCUGAAUUUGCAUAACCAUGCACUGCAAAAGAAAUAUUUGUAUCUCAUGACAGGAAAUCGGUGAUAUUGGCCGUUUUGUACUUUCGAACUUCCUUUGAAGCAAAUUCCGCACUUCUCUUCAUCAGGAGAGCGAUAAACCUCACGUAAGCAUCAUGUCUGCGCUGUUUGAGAUUAUCGCAUGGACCUUAACCAUAACAGCGUUGUCUGGAAACUCUUUCGUAAUAUUUCUGAUCCUAUUCAGAAAGAACCUUCGCUUGCGUAAACUCAACUGGUACAUUAUUUCCCUUGCUGUGGCGGAUGCUUUAGUGGCCUUAAGUUUCUAUCCUCCAUUGUUUUUUUGUGAUCGUUGGUCCUUCUGCCAAACAGGUAUCAUGAGAGCAUUUCGCUGGAUCUUCAUUUACUCCUCAGUAUGCAAUUUGUGCGCCAUGACAGCUGACCGUUACCUCGCCAUCACCAAACCCAUGUACCACAAAGUCAAGGUAUCGGACAGGAUUGUGGCCAUUUCGAUCGCGAUUUCAUGGCUUUUUCCUAUCAUUUUGCGUGGUGUUGUCUUCACUCCCCUUUAUUAUCUGCAUAAGAGGGAAGCAUUCAAGUACUUUCUUCCUGUGAUAGUCAUAAUAUUUGAGGUUCUUCCGUGUUUACUCAUUCUCUUCGCUGCCCUGCGAAUAAGCAUCGUUGCUAAAAGGGAACAAACAAAACACAAGAACAGAUCGAAAGGAAAAGCUAAAAAGGAGAAUCAGCGAGAAGGAUCAAGAGCUUUGAAGAUGAUUUUGAUGGUCACAUUUCUCUUUGUAUUCUGUUACGCCUUGGAAGCUUAUUACACGAUGUGCAAAAAUGUUUUGAAACUCUGCGAUGACACUGGAAUAAUUCAGAUGAUUCGUCGGCUCAUGUUGGUAGCGAACUCCGCGAUUAAUCCAUUUGUGUACACCUUCCUGAGAAGAGAUAUUAAGGAAGAAGUAAAGAAACUGAAAUUGUCUUGUAGAAAGGAGAAACAUUUCACCAGACACGAAACUGUAAUCGAUUCUACGACACCCUCUCCAGAAAGGGAAACACGCUAA